ACCUGACGCAAACAGCUGGAUCACAGCCCAAAUGAGAUUAACAAGAAGAGCUGCGCGUAUAAAUAGGAUGGGACUGAGGACAGACACAAGAGCCACUCGUAAUAUUCCGUGUGAAGGAACAAUUGGUUCGAGAUUUCCAUCUCAGGUUGACACACUAUCUAUCGCCAACUAUGUCUCUUUUUAACGGAAUUAGACCAUUUUACCCCCACGACAGAACCUCGUUCAUUUUCGCCAUCACUUUACUCGUGGUUAUCCUGGUGUUCCUGGUCUUUACCCUAACACUGUUCAUUAUCCUACCGGGAAUCAGAGGGAAAGGGAGAGUUUAUUCGUUCUGCAGAAUUAUUUUAAGCCUCUUUGUUGGAGUUAUUAUUGUAGUGGUGAACUUUACUGGUGACUGGGAAGUUGGAUUUGCCAGGGUGACCACAAUUUACAAGGCUUUCAGUAACGAGACAAUCACUGCAAAAGUAGGGCUCCAUAUUGGACUGGCAGGAAUUAAUGUGACUCUGAGAGGAAUCCCUGAGAACCAGCUGAAUGAAACCAUAGACUACAACGAGAACUUUCUGUGGAGAUUUACACUGAAUUACGAUGAGCAAUAUAACAAUGGGCUUAAUCGAGGGCUUCCACAUCCAAUUUUAUAUGUUGCUGAGAAGUUUCAGAGCAAGAGCCCCUGCCUUAUUCAUGACCAGUACAGGUUCUCUGGACAUUAUGCAACAGCCAUGAUGUGGGUGGCAUUUUGUGCCUGGAUCGUCACUAAUAUUCUCUUCUCCAUGUCAACUAUUGUGUACGGAGGCUACAUGGCAUUGGUCACAUCUGCAUUCAUGAUUUUCGGAGUCAUCUCAUUUGCGACUGUACAGAAUGUAUCUCCAUGCAUCAUUCAGUUUGGUCCGGCAACACUGAAGACUAAUUUCAGUGGUUCCUUCUGGCUGACAUUAGCAACUGCAUUGCUGUGCUUCAUUCUUGGAGUAAUUGUAAUCGUUAUGGAUCACUGUAUCCCAGAGAAACUGAGAACAUUCUUCAUGCUAAAUGGAGAGGAGGACGAUGACAAUGAAAUGAACAAUGGAUUAAUUAACCACACUUUUACUGAUGAAUAUGGAAAUGCUCUACAUUUAAAGAAUAUUAAAAAUGGUUUUGAAAACAAGGACUUUGUUGUUUAUACUUAAGACUGAAGAUGCUUGGAACUGAAAAGGAUUACCAUGCAACACCCAGCUCACUCAACAGUGCAACAGCUUCACUGGGCAAUUCCUGAAGGAUGUAAAAAUUCUAUGUGUACUUUAUUUUUUAAAGACUGUUUUCGUUAGCUUAUUUUGUGAAAUGGCAGCGAGACGCCUUGAGCCAACACUGUACCAUUGAAAGUGAGCAGUCUUGUGGAUUAUUUGAUAAUGUAGCAGUCUUGUACCUGUACCUUGUUUCAGACUAUUUGGAGAUGCAAGACUUGGAUCAACUGCAACUGUGCGAAGAGGGACAAAUUAUUUAUAGUCAGACUUAAUGUUUUUUUGUUCUGAAACUAAACAAUGCCAACAUUUAAACAUGUGAAAUCUGGCAAAAGGUCUCGAUGGGCAGUAGGAUAUGAGAGAACUGCACUUUAAUAGAUUAGAGUUAGGAUUCCUAGUGAACAUUUUAUAGUCACAGAGAUCUACAGCACAGAAAAAGGUCUGUGCCAGAUGGAAACAAGCACCUACCUAUUCUAAUCUCAUUCUCCAGCACUUGGCCCAUAACCCUGUAUACUUUGUUGUGGGAGUUUUCAAAUCAAGAGCAAACAUCCUUCAAGUCAUUUUGGUUUUGAUUUUAGGAAUGAGCAAUAUGUAGAUAUCAACCCUGUCAACAUCUCACUGAAAAAUGCUAGGUUCUGACAAGGCUGAUCAAGUAGAUUCUGAGAGAUUACUUCUGCUGAUCGAGGAAACUAAAACACAGGACCACCAUCUCUGGAUAAGGGAUCGAUCUUUUAGGAUUGGGAUGAGGAGAAAUUUCUUCACUCAGGCAUUUCUCUACCCGAGAGAGUUGAGGGUGCUCUAUCAUUGAAUUCAGUUAAGGCUGGGAUACACAUUUCACUAUUGUCUCUCAGGGACUCAGGGGAUAAGGGAUGUGGGCGUGAAAAUUAAGUUAAAGCCCAAGAUCAACCACAAUCAUAUUGAAUGGCAGAGCAGGCUCGAGGGGCUGAAUGGCCUAGUUCUCUUUUUUGUGUAAUAACCUGCAAAUACUGUCAGUGAUUCGGCAGACGAUGUUUUAACUAGUUGUUAAUAUAAUUUCGAGAUUUAUAUCUGUUAUUGGAAUUCACGGACAAGGAUCUAGACUUAACAGGGAAUGUUGGUCGAGAAAUCAAAGGUGCACAACAUUUUAUUUUUCUCUCAAUAGCAAGAAAAACGUAAGAACCUGGUGUCACUUUCUGAUCUCAUUGCGAACACGAAAACAACUCAAGCAUUUGUUGGGCAAUUGGAACAUGUAACCUGACUACUAUGUAAUGUUGCUAAAACUCGAAGAACAAGACUGUGUUUAAUAUGUGAAAGAGUUAAUUUCAAUGAGUCAGAUGUGUACUGCUGCUCACUAAGAGUUAUGGAUUCAUACACAUGGGUACGGACAUCUCUUUUACAAAUAGUCUGAGUAAAAUCUUAAACACGGAAUGUACAUAUUUAUCAGUGCACCUAAGGAGCAAGGAGGUGUCUCCCUAAUUAUAAAUAUAGCAUCAAAUGAUUUGUGACUGAUGAACAAGUUUCCAUUUACCUUGGCUGUAAAUUAUUCUUAACUUCUUAUUUAUUAAGUAAAAUUGAAUGAGAUGCAA
Messenger RNA from Rhincodon typus (whale shark), 2776 nucleotides. RefSeq names its product dual oxidase maturation factor 1-like. Lineage: Eukaryota; Metazoa; Chordata; Chondrichthyes; Orectolobiformes; Rhincodontidae. Gene Ontology annotation, cellular component: endoplasmic reticulum membrane. The record is from RefSeq and is a predicted model, not a curated record. The transcript is spliced from 9 exons. Gene Ontology annotation, biological process: protein transport. Bases 171 to 1160 code for a protein of 329 amino acids.